AUGGCCGAGGGUUUUCAGCAAGAUCUGACUUGUUCCGUCUGCCUCGACGUGUUUACUGAGCCGGUGCUGCUUCGAUGUGGGCACUGCUUCUGCCAGGAAUGCAUCACCUCCUCCUGGGACAGCCAAGGGGGAGCUCCUAGCUGCCCUGACUGCCGGGCCCCCUGUCCUGACAGACAUUUCACACCCAGCCACUUGCUGAGAAACUUGGCCCAAAAGGCAAGAGAGGAUCAAGAGGUUAAGGAGAAAGCGCAGGAAGACCCAGAAAAUCACGAAGAGACAGGCAGAAGCAGCCCAGGUGCUGAUCAGGGGUUGCUCUGCGCACAACACGGUCUCACUUUGCAGCUCUUCUGCCUCACAGAUGAGGACCCCGUUUGUCUUUGCUGUGUGGAUUCGCCUGCCCACGCCGGACACAAGUUCGGCUCCUUGAAAGACGCUGCUGAGCCCUACAAGGUGAGACUGUGAAGGUGGGGGGUGCUUUAAGUAAAGUGAGGCAAUUGCCCUCCAACAGCUGAUUCAGGCAGUGUUGUGAAAGGGAAGGUAACUCCUCGUUAUUUGUUGUUGUUGUUAAAGAUUUUCUUGGUUUACAAAAGUACAGUGGUACCUCGGGUUACAUACGCUUCAGGUUACAGACUCCACUAACCCAGAAAUACUGCUUCAGGUUAAGAACUUUGCUUCAGGAUGAGAACAGAAAUCGUGCUCCGACAGCGCGGCAGCAGCUAGAGGCCCCAUUAGCUAAAGUGGUGCUUCAGGUUAAGAACAGCUUCAGGUUAAGAACGGACCUCUGGAACGAAUUAAGUAUAGAAUCAUAGAAUCUUAGAGUUGGAAGAGACCACAAGGGCCAUCGAGUCCAACCCCCUGCCAAGCAGGAAACACCAUCAGAGCACUCCUGACAUAUGGUUGUCAAGCCUCUGCUUAAAGACCUCCAAAGAAGGAGACUCCACCACACUCCUUGGCAGCAAAUUCCACUGUCAAACAGCUCUUACUGUCAGAAAGUUCUUCCUAAUGUUUAGGUGGAAUCUUCUUUCUUGUAGUUUGGAUCCAUUGCUCCGUGUCCGCUUCUCUGGAGCAGCAGAAAACAACCUUUCUCCCUCCUCUAUGUGACAUUCUUUUCUGUAUUUGAACAUGGCUAUCAUAUCACCCCUUAACCUCCUCUUCUCCAGGCUAAACAUGCCCAGCUCCCUUAGCCGUUCCUCAUAAGGCAUCGUUUCCAGGCCUUUGACCAUUUUGGUUGCCCUCCUCUGGACACGUUCCAGUUUGUCAGUGUCCUUCUUGAACUGUGGUGCCCAGAACUGGACACAGUACUCCAGGUGAGGUCUGACCAGAGCAGAAUACAGUGGCACUAUUACUUCCCUUGAUCUAGAUGCUAUACUCCUAUUGAUGCAGCCCAGAAUUGCAUUGGCUUUUUUAGCUGCCGCGUCACACUGUUGGCUCAUGUCAAGUUUGUGGUCAACCAAGACUCCUAGAUCCUUUUCACAUGUACUGCUCUCAAGCCAGGUGUCCCACAUCUUGUAUUUGUGCCUCUCAUUUUUUUUGCCCAAGUGCAAUACUUUACAUUUCUCCCUGUUAAAAUUCAUCUUGUUUGUUUUUGCCCAGUUCUCUAAUCUGUCAAGGUCAUUUUGAAGUGUGAUCCUGUCCUCAGGGGUGUUAGCCACCCCUCCCAGUUUGGUGUCAUCUGCAAAUUUGAUCAGGAUGCCCUUGAGUCCAUCAUCCAAGUCGUUGAUAAAGAUGUUGAAUAAGACCGGGCCCGAGACAGAACCCUGUGGCACCCCACUAGUCACUCUUCUCCAGGAUGAAGAGGAACCAUUGAUGAGCACCCUUUGGGUUCGGUCAGUCAGCCAGUUACAAAUCCACUGAGUGGUAGCAUAGUCAAGACCGCAUUUUACCAGCUUCUUUACAAGAAUAUCAUGGGGCACCUUGUCAAAUGCCUUGCUGAAAUCAAGGUAGGCUACAUCUACUGUGUUCCCUUCAUCUACCAGGCUUGUAAUUCUGUCAAAAAACGAGAUCAGGUUAGUACUUAACCCGAGGUACCACUGUAUGUGGGGUUUUGUGUCAGCGUCGCUUGUGCAGGUUCUUUGCUGCUCACUUGUGUUCCUUUGGUGGUGAGAGAGCUUGGGGCUGGCCUAGCGUGUGGUUGUUCGUUUGUGGUUGGCUGUGGUGAUCUUUAUUUUCAUGUGUGAGCGGGGUGGGUGGGUGUUUUGGAUCAGGUUAGCCAUAUUGAUUUGUAGGCUGUUGGUGGAUUUUGUCUUGUUGGGCUGUGUAUGUGAUAAAGGGGAGCCAUACCGGGGUGAAGGCGUCUUCAUCUAUUUCUCCCCCUGUCAGUUUCAGUUUAUUGGUUAAUUUUUCUAGUAGGGCUGUUUCCCAUACUAUUUGGUACCAUUGGUCCAUGCUUACCCGUGACAGCUCUCUCUAGUGUCUGGCUAUGAUGUUUCUGGCUGCUGAAAGGAGGUGGGUUAUGAGUUCUUUGUGGUGUAAAUGGGCAUCUUGUUAUUUGUUAUUAAAUAAUAACAAACCCUCCAUGUGUCCCUAUUUCCCAGGGACAGUCUCGUAUUUGCGGAAGCCGUCCCGGUUUCCAAUUUGAUCCUGGAAUGUCCCACUUUUCCUUAGAACGUCCCUAUUUUCAUGGGAGAAAUGUUGGAGGGUAUGGAGUUAUGUGACCCCCCGCCGAGCCAAGGAGAUAAGUAGCUGGACAACCUUUAGAAGACAUCUGAAGGCAGCCCUGCAUGGGGAAGUUUCAGAUAAGGGCAAUCAACAUGUUUAAGGGGAUGGAGGAACGUCUCUGUUAGAAAUGGUUACAACACUUAGGGCUGUUUAGUUCAGAAAAGAAAAGUUAAGGAGGUGGCUUUUUAUUUAUUUGCAGUAUUUAUAACCUGCUCUUCAUUGAAUAUCUGCAAUCCUGGAACGCAGAACAAAAAUAAUAAAAGGAAAUAGAGAAAAACAACGCUGGGGGACAUGGCAGGUUCCCUGACCUGCCUAAUUUCACAAACUCUUCUUCCUCCCCUAGCGGAAGCUCGACAAGGUUCUGGGUUGCCUGGAAACCAGAAUUAAACAACAAGAGCAACAGGAAGGAUGUCAAGAAGAAAACAUACGUUCCUUGAGAGUAAGAGGAAAUAAUUCCUAGCUUCUUCUUCUUCUUCUUCUUCUUCUUCUUCUUCUUCUUCUUCUUCUUCUUCUUCUUUUCUUCUCCCGGGCUCCCUUUGAAUCAGCAAAGUGGGAGGGGAGCAGCUUACACUCGUGUAACCAGCUCCUCUCCCACCUUCCUGCUUCAAAGCAAUCACAGAAGAGGGAAGGAAGGGGACCCUGGAUCCUCAGCUUGCGGCUGCAGCGGAUUCCCUCCUCCUGGGCUCCCUUUGAAGCAGCAAAGUGGGAGGGGAGCAGCUUACACUCGUGUAAGCAGCUCCUCUCCCACUUUCCUGCUUCAAAGUGGAGGGAAUCCACUGCAGUUGCGAGCAGAGGAUCCAUGGCUCCGCUUCCUUCCCUCGAAGCAGGGUGCGGGGGUGCAGGAGGGAAAGAGGGCAGGAAAUAGAUGCCGGGCAGGAAGACACAACUACACUUUGCCCACUGGAAAGUCCACCUCAGCCUCCCCAGAUUUCCAAUGAGAUGGCCAGGCUAAUCUCGAUGGCCAGGCUCAGCAUUAUUAACUGGACUUAGAUAAGCCAUGGUUCCCCUUCCUACCAUCCUCUGAGGCUUGAUUUAAAGCAGCAAAGCGGACAGGAGCCGCCCGCUUUGCUGCUUUAAAUAGUUUAGUGCAACAUUUGAUUCAGAAUAUUUUUUUGUGUGUUUUCCUCCUCUAAAAACUAGGUGCGCCCUAUGGAGCAAAAAAUACGGUAACAUUCUUGUUGCUGUAGUAGCAUACAUAAAUAAAUUUCUGUACAAUUUAGGUAGUUCUGUCCCUAUAAUUCCCCAAAGAAAAGCUUCUGAGUUGUUGUUGUUUUAAAAAGUUAUUUUGAACAUCCUUUUCAAUUCAUUAUAUAUCAUUUUCCAGCCCAGCUGCUCAUCAUUUUAAGUACCCAAAAUGCAAUGUCCCUGCCUAUAGACCAGGCAUCCCCAACCCUCGGCCCUCCAGAUGUUUUGUUUUGUUUUUUUAUAAGACAUUUAUUAAAAUUUAAACAUUACAAAGAAAAGAAAAGAGGAACAAAGGAGAAAUACAAGCAAUAAACAAUUACAAAACCUCAAAAAACAAAAAUAAAUACAGUAAUACAAAACAUCAACAAUACAAAAAAGGAAAGAAGGGGGGGAAAGCAUUUAAAACCCCCCCAAAAAAACAAAAAUAAAAAGGACCCCGUAUUUUCAUAUCCUUGUCUUUCAUUUGCUUAUUUCCUCGACUUCCUCACACCUCCUUUUUUGUAUUCUAGUUCAAUUAAUUAUUCCAGCAAGUCCUUUCCCUCUUUCUCAAAUUUAGUUCCAUAAUUAAUCUUAACGCAAUUUAGCCUUAAAUUUACACCUUUACCCCAUGUCAAUCUAUUCAUACUUAGUUCUUUAUAGUAUUUCUACUAAAGUCAUAUAGCUUCUUUCCAGCAUCCUUCUAACAUUCAUUAAUUUUAGAAUAUUUCUGUAAAUAUACUUUAAAUUUUUUCCAAUCUUCUUCCACCGACUCUUCUCCCUUGUCUUGGAUUCUGCCAGUCAUUUCCGCCAAUUCCAUGUAAUCCAUCAGCUUCAUCUGCCAUUCUUCCCUGGUAGGUAGAUCUUGUGUCUUCCAGUGCUUUGCGAUAAGUAUUCUUGCUGCUGUUGUGGCAUACAUGAAAAAAACUCUGUCCUUCUUUGGCACCAAUUGGCCCACCAUGCCCAGGAGAAAGGCCUCUGGUUUCUUUAAAAGGGUAUAUUUAAAUACCUUUUUCAUUUCAUUAUAGAUCAUCUCCCAGAAAGCCUUAAUCUUUGGGCAUGUCCACCAAAGGUGAAAGAAUGUACCUUCAGUUUCAUUACAUUUCCAACAUUUAUUAUCGGGCAAAUGAUAAAUUUUUGCAAGCUUGACUGGUGUUAUGUACCACCUGUAAAUCAUUUUCAUUAAAUUCUCUUUUAAGGCAUUGCAUGCCGUAAACUUCAUGCCAGUGGUCCAUAACUGUUCCCAGUCAGCCAUCAUAAUAUUAUGUCCAACAUCCUGUGCCCAUUUAAUCAUAGCAGAUUUCACCAUUUCAUCCUGAGUAUUCCAUUUCAACAGCAAGUUAUACAUUCUUGACAAAUUCUUAACUUUAGGGUCUAACAAUUCUGUUUCCAGCUUUGAUUUUUCCACCUGAAAACCUAGUUUUUUAUCCUGAUUAUAUGCCUCCAUUAUUUGAUAAUAAUGGAGCCAAUCUCGCACUCUGUUUUUAAUUUUUCAAAGCUCUGUAAUUUUAAUCUGUCACCCUCUUGUUCCAAAAUUUCCCAAUACUUCGGCCAUUUGGCCUCCAUAUUGAGUUUUUCUGGGCCUUUGCCUCCAUAGGUGACAGCCAUCUUGGGGUUUUAUUUUCUAACAAAUCCUUAUAUCUUAUCCAGACAUUAAACAGUGCUUUUCUUACAAUAUGGUUUUUGAACGCUUUGUGUGCUUUGACCUUAUCAUACCACAAAUAUGCAUGCCAACCAAAUACAUUAUUGAAACCUUCCAAAUCCAAAACAUCCGUAUUUUCAAGAAGCAUCCAUUCUCUCAGCCAGCAGAAAGCGGCUGAUUCAUAGUAAAGUUUUAAGUCUGGCAGGGCAAAUCCACCUCUUUCUUUAGCAUCAGUUAAAAUCUUAAAUUUUAUACGAGGCUUCUUGCCCUGCCAAACAAAUCUGGAAAUAUCUCUCUGCCACUUCUUGAAACAGUCCAUUUUGUCUAAAAUUUGCAAUGAUUGAAACAGAAAUAACAUUCUUGGCAAUCUCUCCUUUGCUGGAGGAAUAGGAACCAGGGAUGCUGUCGGUGAAAGAUCUUGCUCCAAGUAUGAGGUUGGGAUAAUCCCUUCUGACUCCUUGAAGUGUUAUGAUUCUAGAGCAGGCUUCCUCAACCUCGGCCCUCCAGAUGUUUUGGACUACAAUUCUCAUCAUCCCUGACCACUGGUCCUGUUAGCUAGGGAUCAUGGGAGUUGUAGGCCAAAACAUCUGGAGGGCCGCAGGUUGGGGAUGCCUGCUAUAGACCUACUAAAUCUUCUUGCCGGGACUGUAUAAAACUGAAAAAUUCAUUUUACAUCGGGUUUACUUCAAAAUGGCAGGUACCCACUAUGGGUGGGAGCUGAGCUUGGCUCCCAGCUGAAGGAUGGCACCAUCGCCUGCCACUGAAAAGCAUGUAUGGACCUAGCAAGGAGAUCAUUAAAUGGGGAUGUGGCCAAGUUGGGCUUGUGAGAGGGCCUGGAUUAGCAACAACCCCUCAUUUUUAUAAGGUACCGUAUUUUUCGCUCUAUAAGACACACUUUUCCCCUCCUAAAAAGUAAGGGGAAAUGUGUGUGUGUCUUACGGAGCGAAUUCAGGCUGCGCAGCUAUCGCUGAAGCUAGGAGAGCAAGAGGGAUCGGUGAGCAGCAAUGCUGCUUGCUGUCCUGGCUUCUGGCUUAGCCCCGCGCAGCCUCUUCCGGGCAGGGGGAGCCUUCAUCCCGCUGCCUGGGAGAGGCUGUGCGCAGCUAUCCCAUAAGCCAGGACAGCAAGUGGCUUUCCCAGAAGCCAGAUCCCUCUUGUUGUUCUGGCUUCUGGGAUUCAUAAUAUUUAUUUUCUUGUUUUCCUCCUCCAAAAACUAGGUGCGUCUUAUGGUCUGGUGCGUCUUAUAGAGCAAAAAAUACAGUAUAUUUUGAUUCAUUUGUUUCUUCUCACUGAACGGGUCACUGGGUUCUCACUUCCGCCACCACAAAAACCUCCCAGUGGAACUUCUUUCCAUUGCAGAACUCAGCUGAGUCCCUUCGCAAGACGAUUGAAGACGAGUUCACUGAGCUGCAGCGAUUCCUGAGCCAGAGGAAAGAUGCAGUACUGGCCCAGCUAGAUGAGGAUGAAAACGCCGCGCGCAUGAACAUGAUGGCACAUCUCUGGGAGAUUCGGGAGGGCCUGUCUGCAGCCAGAGAGAUGAUGAGCCAGGGAAAGGCCAAAAUGGAACAGACGGAUUUAGCUGCCUUCCUCAUGGUGAGGCCAAAACCUUGGCACCUCUUUGGUGUAACCAUUGCUGAGGGUUUCCCAGAAAAUUUUGGACUGGACAGUUGUUGGUUUCCAAUUGAAAUUUAUUUUGACGUGUCAGCAAAGUGAUCUAAAUUGGUGCGUUUACUUUGCUAAAAGCUUUUGAUGCUGCCUUCGUUGUUAGUAACAAACUUUUGUUGUUGUUUAGUCGUGUCCGACUCUUCGUGACCCCGUGGACCAGAGCAGGCCAGGCACUCCUGUCUUCCACUGCCUCCCACCCGCAGUUUGGUCAGACUCAUGUUGGUAGCUUUGAGAACACUGUCCAACCAUCUCGUCCUCCAUCGUCCCCUUCUCCUUGUGCCCUCCAUCUUUCCCAACAUCAGGGUCUUUUCCAGGGAGUCUUCUCUUCUCAUGAGGUGGCCAAAGUACUGGAGCCUCAGCUUCAGAAUCUUUCCUUCCAGUGAGCACUCAGGGCUGAUUUGCUUAAGAAUGGAGAGGUUUGAUCUUCUUGCAGUCCAUGGGACUCUCAAGAGUCUCCUCCAGCACCAUUAUUCAAAAGCAUCAAUUCUUCGGCGAUCAGCCUUCUUUAUGGUCCAGCUCUCACUUCCAUACAUCACUACUGGGAAAACCAUAGCUUUUACUAUACGGACCUUUGUUGGCAAGGUGCUGUCUCUGCUUUUACGAAAUGGCAAAUUUUCCACAGAAAGAUAACAUGCUGGAAGGUGGGCUGCCCCACAUCACUAUCUAUAACCAAUCACACAGAAUAGGUUAAGGAUUCAGAAUGAGGAGAGGGCCAAGACUCUUCGGAGCAAGGACUGGCAUUUAGGUAGGUGGAGACAACGCAGGAGGAGUGAUGCCCCUUGUGGUCCCUUCCAACUAUACAAGUCUAUGAUUCUAGGACCCCAAAAGCCAGUGUGGGAACAAUUAACCCUAUAAAACUUGCAGCCAAGCUAGCUCCUCAGCCUGAGCAACUUGUGUGACUUGGUACCAGGCCAAAACCCAAUUUCCAGCCCUGUCCCCUUCAUACAUACUGCUAGUGCUGCAGGAGCUGCUUCUCUGGAGCAGCAUGAGCUUGAGUUGCUUCUUCUUCUUCUUUGAUGAUCACUCGUAGCCAAGUAAGAUUGUCUUCCAUGAACACGGUUUUAACAAUCAGUCCAUAAGUGAUUGUGGAGGCCAAUUCUGGAUCCACACAUCCUUCCACACUGGGGACAUAGGUUUCCUGGCAGGAGUUGAUCUCAGUGAGGGUUUGCCAAGCAUGCCUUAGCACGUUUCUCCCUUUUGCCCUGAGUUUGAGCGUCUUCAAAAUCCACAACACCUUGGGUAAAGGGCUGUUCUCCAAUUGGAGCGCUUGCAGGCCAGUGUUCCCCAGUUGUUGGUGUUUAUAUUUGAGUUGCACCAGUAUGCUGGGUUCAGUAGUGAUGUAUGAAAGUGAGAGCCGGACCAUAAAGAAGGCUGAUCGUCAAAGAAUUGAUGCUUUUGAAUUAUGGUGCUGGAGGAGACUCUUGAGAGUCCCAUGGACUGCAAGAAGUUCAAACCUAUCCAUUCUGAAGGAAAUCAGCCCUGAGUGCUCACUGGAAGGACAGAUCCUGAAGCUGAGGCUCCAAUACUUUGGCCACCUCAUAAGAAGAGAAGACUCCCUGGAAAAGACCCUGAUGUUGGGAAAGAUUGAGGGCACAAGGAGAAGGGGACGACAGAGGACGAGAUGGUUGGACAGUGUUCUUGAAGCUACCAGCAUGAGUCUGACCAAACUGCGGGAGGCAGUGGAAGACAGGAGUGCCUGGCGUACUCUGGUCCAGGGGGUCACGAAGAGUCGGACACGACUAAAUGACUAAACAACAACAACAACAGUAUGCUGGGAGCCCUCCGCCUAGGUGUUCGUCUUCCCAGGUGAAAUAUUAAUCGCUAGAUGAGGAAAUCUUACCAUUGGCUCUACCCUCAUCAUUCUUGUCCAUGGGAUUCCGCAACAUCCUAUGAUUGUGUGUGAAGCUGACUUGGAGAAAAACUGUUUCCGUGUCAAUCUCGUCUCCUCUGUGAGGGGGAAGUCGUCUCUCUGUGUCUUAUCUAAUCAGGUUAUUGGAAAGGCUUGAGUGCCUUUAGUCUUUGGGAAGGCAAGGGGGUAUGGUUGGUUAGGGUUGUGGGCUGAAAGGAGACCCCUUAGAAAACACAGAAGAAUUAGCAACAGGAUAGCCAGCAUUCCACGAUUCAGUGGGAGGACAGUGGGACCUAAUGGCUUUGAGGAAGGCAAGAUUAGGGUGGAUGACGGAGUGUAUCAGGAUUCUGUUAUUUUCCAGGAUAUGAAAGGAGAGAUUCAAGCUUCCUAACCAUCUCACCUUCUUUCUCCCUCCCCAGGGUGUCCAGGAGCUCCUGAAGAAGUGAGUAUGGUGUCUUUCCGCUAGUUUCAUAUGUGAGAGAGCGGAUGGCCACUUGCUGUAACUAGUAUUCUGCUCCUCUUCCCACUAGGCUCCCUGCUGAAAAGGAGGCUGAGGGCGUAGGAAACCAGGCUGACCACUCUGCUGUUUGCAGGGAACUCUGCCUGGGCAAGUUCAAGGGUCCACUGCAAUACCUAGCAUGGAAUAAGAUGAGAUCCAUCGUCAGAACAGGUAACUGAAAGGAAGUUCAGGAAUGAUUAAGAGUAAUGUCAGAUCAGAUGAAAGAAAACCAUUCUUCGUACCACAUGUGAUUAACGCAUGGAAUUCUAUGGCAGAAGAUGUGGCAAUGGUUGCUUGCAAAGAGAAUUAGACAGAUUAGUGGCACGUCUGUUGACUUGCCAUGGCAAGUGGAACAAAAUGUUGCAUUGUGGUGUGCUGCUGUUCAGAGUCCCAGACACUCACUUCCAGGCAGAGGGCCUUCUCGGAAGUGGCACCCGCCCUGUGGAAUGCCCUCCCAUCAGAUGUCAAGGAACUAAACAACUAUCUGACUUUUAGAAGACAUCUGAAGGCAGCCCUGUUUAGGGAAGUUUUUAAUGGUUGGUGUUUUAUCGCUUUAUUAUUAAUAAUAAUAUUCUGUUGGGAGCUGUCCAGAGUGACUGGGAAACCAGCCAGAUGGGCAGGGUAUUAAUAAUAAUAAUAAUAAUAAUAAUAAUAAUAAUAAUGGGUGGAGGAAAUGGAAAACUGCAGGUGGGGUGACAAGACAACAACAAAAACAACAACAGAUUAUUAUUAUUAUUAUUAUUAUUAUUAUUAUUAUUAUUAUCCUGUCACCCCACCUGCAGUUUUCCAUUCUCCCCACCCCAAACAGUUAAUGUACAUUCUGCGGCCACUAUGAACAUUCAGUCCUCAUUGGGACUCCCUUAGGUUUCUUCCCUGAAAAUUUUUCUAUACUUCUGGCGUUCUCCCGAGGCCGCUGAUAUUUCCUUCUGGUGUGGGGGUUGUGUAUUUUGGUUACAUGCCACUUACAUCCUGUACACCAGAUAAUCAGAAUAAAGGACAUGAUAGUGAAGUGGAACUUCUACAUGUGGAGGCAGGGUGCUGCUGGGGACCAGUCUCUAGGAACCAAUGACGGGAGAGGAAGUUUCAUGCUCCGAGCCUGCUUGUGGUUUGGGCUACUGUUGAAGACAGGAUGCUGAAGAAGGCGGGCCUUUGGUCUGAUCCAGCAGAACUCCUUCUUGCAUCUCUGUGUCCUUAGGUGCAUGGUGGCAGAGCUUGCAUUCUGCAAGGAUGACUUUGUUAUGUACAGCUGUGUUUACAAGCGGCAACCAUUCAUGUAUAAUGUGGGGAAAGGCGCUGUGACAUUGUCAGGCUAUGGUUUAAACCUGCCUGAUGACUCCAGAAACACCAUCCAUAGACUGCCAAGGCUGUUCCUAUCAGCACAUCUCCAUUCUGGUUUCUGUUUCUUGAUUAUGUUUAUUUGUGUUUGGAACUGGCUUCUAUAUAGGAAGAGAAGAUACUUUGCCAUUUCUUGAAAAGCUUCCGUCUAAGCAGGGAUCAGGGACGCAGGUGGUGCUGUGGGUUAAACCACAGAGCCUAGGACUUGCUGAUCAGAAGAUCGGCGGUUCGAAUCUCCGCAACGGGGUGAGCUCCCGUUGCUCGAUCCCUGCUCCUGCCAACCUAGCAGUUUGAAAGCAUGUCAAAGUACAAGUAGAUAAAUAGGUACCGCUCCGGCGGGAAGGUAAACGGCAUUUCCAUGCCCUGCUCUGGUUCGCCAGAAGCAGCUUAGUCAUGCCGGCUCCCUCGGCCAAUAAAGCGAGAUGAGCGCCGCAACCCCAGAGUCGAUCACGACUUGACCUAAUGGUCUGGGGUCCCUUUACCUUUAAGCAGGGAUCACACUCUUUGCUUCACUAUAUUUCCUAGCCUGACAUGAGGGCUAGGAGCUUGCAUUUUAACAUGUUAAACACCAGAUUUCAUUUCACUUUUAAUUUGUAUUUCUAUAGUACGAUAUGCAAGGCGGCUUACGAGCUGAAGAAAACAACAAAGACCGCACACCUUAUAACAAUCUAAUCCAAUACAAUGGCUCUCACCUUACGUUUUUAAUGUAAGAUGAGAGCCAAAGAAAAUCACCCACGUCCACUUGUUUCUUUCCCUUUUGGUAACCUAGGAUGGAGCUAAGGUAGGAUGCCCCAAUUUUAUUGAACUCGUUCUUUUCCUUUGCUUAUCAGAAGUAGAACCAAUCACCCUGGACUGCGGCACUGCUCAUCCCAAAUACACUUUCUUACUGCAAAACUAUCGUGUGGCGUUUGGACUGUUUAAGAAUCCCUUGAACUAUCCAGCGAUAUUUCAGGACUCUCCCGUUGUGCUGGCGAAAGAGGGGUUCCAUUCAGGAAGACACUACUGGGAGGUUGAGGUGCAAAACAAGGGAGAUUGGUUGAUUGGCGUAGCCUUGGAGUCCAUCCCAAGGCAAAAAGGCAAGGAUCCCACUUCUCUGACGGACAAGAUCUGGUGUCUGGAGCCAACAGAGGAGGAUAGCGAGCCUCAAAAUGGAUCGUCAUGGUGGAAGGUUGGCGUGUACCUGGACUAUGAGGGAGGCCAAGUUUCUUUCUAUGAUGUAGCAGCCGGGUCUCACCUCUGCACACACACGGCCCGUUUCAGCGAAAAUGUCUACCCUUUCUUCCAACCUACGCCAGCUGCUUUCUGGCAAAAACGCACCAUUAGCUUGAAAACUUCUCACAGUUAG
Molecule: messenger RNA, 12151 nt
Organism: Podarcis lilfordi (Lilford's wall lizard)
Lineage: Eukaryota; Metazoa; Chordata; Lepidosauria; Squamata; Lacertidae
Source: the annotation of a GenBank genome assembly